Chondrus crispus (carragheen) is the source of this 126-nucleotide messenger RNA. RefSeq lists its product as hypothetical. The transcript has a single exon. The coding region runs from base 1 to 126 and encodes 41 amino acids. NCBI's taxonomy places the organism in Eukaryota, Rhodophyta, Florideophyceae, Gigartinales, Gigartinaceae. The record is from RefSeq and is a predicted model, not a curated record.
AUGGCACGUUGGCGGUUUGGGGGGUGUGGGCGUGUCGGGGGACUGGAUGCGAGCUCUAGGAAGGAAGGAAAGAAAAGGAAGAGGGCACGUUGGCGGUUGGUUGAUGUGUGGGCGUGUCGGGAAUGA